Messenger RNA from Empidonax traillii (willow flycatcher), 4898 nucleotides. It is a transcript of the gene ANTXRL, whose product is annotated as ANTXR like. Gene Ontology annotation, cellular component: membrane. Bases 452 to 2125 code for a protein of 557 amino acids. The transcript is spliced from 18 exons. The record is from RefSeq and is a predicted model, not a curated record. Gene Ontology annotation, molecular function: signaling receptor activity. NCBI's taxonomy places the organism in Eukaryota, Metazoa, Chordata, Aves, Passeriformes, Tyrannidae.
AGCCUUUCCCACCUCAGUAUCCCGGAACAGGAAAGUCCCAAUUCAGCUUGCCCCAUAAGAUCCUGUCUCCCUCCUCCCGCUCCCCUCCCUCUGCCCCUUCCUGCCUCUGGCCCUUGCGGGAGGAACCUCUUCUGUCCUUGUGGGACGGGGCUGAGCUGCUCGGGGCAGCCGCCAAGGCGGCGGGUUAUGGGGUCUGGGCUCUGGGAAUCAUCCGCCUGGGCUCUGCCCCCAGCCCCGAGACAGCGGUCCGGUGUCCAGCGGGAAGGGCUGCCUUGAACUCUCAGGGUUGAGCUGAGAUCCUGAAGUUAGUGAUUUUUUUGUUUGUUUGUUUGUUUUGAUUUUUUUUCCCUCUGCCCUCGGUGCUUCCGAAGUGCCUGUAAUAUUUGCAGAGCGCGAGGGAGAGAGAGGGGGGAGAGAGAGACUGGGGGAGGAGGAUUAAGGAAGGGAAAAGAUGGCGAGUUGCUGGAGCAGCGUGGAGAAAGCGGCAUUUUUGUGCUGCUUCUUGCUGGCAAUGGGAAGCCUAAUCUCCUGCGCCCGCCCGGAGGUGGAGGAAGAGCAAGAAGAGCAGCGCUCCUGUCACGGUGCCUUUGAUCUCUACUUCGUCCUGGAUAAAUCUGGAAGCGUCAAAAAUCACUGGACUGAGAUUUACUCUUUUGUGGAAAGCCUAGCAGAGAAGUUCAUAAGUCCAAUGUUGCGGAUGUCUUUCAUUGUUUUUUCUUCACGAGGCACUACAAUCAUGAAACUAACAGAGAACAGGGACGCCAUAAGACGAGGGCUUGACAUUCUUCGUGGUGAAGUGCCUGGAGGAGACACGUUCAUGCAUGAAGGAUUUAAAAGGGCAAAUGAACAAAUUUACCAUGAAACCUAUGGAGGAGUUCGGACUGCUAGUGUGAUUAUUGCUCUGACGGAUGGAGAAUUGCAAGAUGCUCAGUUUUAUUAUGCAGAACAAGAAGCCAACAGAGCCAGAAGCUUUGGAGCUAUUGUUUAUUGUGUUGGAGUGAAAGAUUUCAAUGAAACUCAGCUGUCAACGAUUGCUGACAGCAUCGAUCAUGUUUUUCCAGUAAAGGGAGGCUUUUAUGCCCUAAGAGGAAUCAUUGAUUCAAUUCUCAAGAAAUCUUGCAUUGAGAUCCUAGCAGCUGAGCCAUCCAGUGUUUGUGCAGGAGAAUCCUUUCAGGUUGUGGUAAGAGGCAACGGCUUUUAUCAUGCAAGAAAUAUCGACCAGGUACUCUGCAGCUUCAAGCUCAAUGACAGCCUUACUAUCAAUGAAAAACCAACUCUUGUGGACGAUACUUACUUACUUUGUCCUGCACCAGUGAUAGAAGAUGUUGGACAGGUGGUUUUCCUACAAGUCAGCAUGAACAACGGGCUAACGUUCAUCUCCAGCUCUGUCAGCAUCACCAGCACACAUUGUCUGACUGGGACCAUCCUUUUCAUUGCUCUCCUGAUUCUCUUUCUGCUACUGGCUCUGGCUCUUCUGUGGUGGUUUUGGCCCCUUUGCUGCACAGUGGUUAUCAAGGAACCACCGCCACCACCACCCCCAGAACCUGAAUCAGAUGAUGAAGAUGGAUUGCCAAAGAAAAAGUGGCCAACCGUGGAUGCAUCUUAUUAUGGAGGUCGAGGUGUUGGUGGAAUUAAGAGGAUGGAGGUGCGAUGGGGAGACAAGGGGUCAACAGAGGAAGGAGCAAAAUUGGAGAAACCCAAAAACGCUAUUAUUAAGUUGCCAGAACAGGAGUAUGAACCAUGGGAACCCAAGCCAAAGAAGCCUCACGUGAGAAAACCACCUUCCCAGCGAAAAUGGUACACUCCAAUCAAGGGCAAACUUGAUGCACUGUGGGCUUUGGUUCGACGGGGCUAUGAUCAAGUCUCUCUUAUGAGACCACAGCCAGGGGAUAAGGGGAGAUGCAUAAACUUCACUCGGGUGAAAUCGGAUGGAACCUCUGCCCCUUACAGCCCACCACCGAAGCUGCCACGACGUGACAAUGUUCCCCUCAACAACGCUCCAAGGAAUCCUUCUUCUCCUGUGUCUCUGCAACCCCCUUCCAGGCAGCCGCCUCCUGGACCACCCCCAUCCCGAGCCCCUCCCGGACCUCCUCCUUCGCGCCCACCCCCGCAGCCUAUGGCUUAGAGUGCAGCAAAACCCUGACCGACUAAACAUGUCUCUUUGCUGAACACAGCAUAUUUAUUGAGUAUCAGUUUACAGUUAAAGAUAUCAGAAUUUGUUGCUGGUCAGCAAAAAAAGAAGAAAGAAAAAAAAAAAGAAAAAUAGCUAAGUGUCAAUUUUAGUGUAUGAAUAUAUUUAUACCACACGUGCUGAGUAAACAUUCAGAUUCAGAUAGAUUCAGAGCUAUGGGGUAUAGAAACAAAUCAAAACAAUCAUCUAGAUACAGUAGCAGCUUUUGUAUGUAUACAUUUGAAAAUCUAUUUAGAUAUGACAUUUGUCUGACUUGGUAUGUCAGAUCAUUCAUUAAUAACUUUAGCCAGUAUACGUGCAUCAGUGGUUUUGAUAGCUGCCACCUGCAGGUUGGUUAAACAUAGCUCAUUGAGGUAUUUGCUUUCUUUUCCCUAACAGUACUGCAUCCAGAUGUUAAUAUGGAUCAAUAAUUGCAAAGAUAACUUUCUGCCUCUGGUUCUGCAGGUGGAAUUUCUAUGAAAGUUACAAGAAACCUAUAUAAAUAAUGAGGUAAGAUGAGACUAUGUGCCAAUAAUCUAGCUCAGUAAUAUAGCAUAUAAGAGAGGUAUAUUUUUUUCACCUGGAAAAAUCAGUUUUGAGCCUGCCGUCUCUGCAUAUGUUAAGACUUGGUUGCAUGGGAUAACCACUGAAGGCCAGAUACAGUAUCUAAAAAUCCAAACGUUGGGCAAGACUUAAGUUCAUAUUUGUCCAAAGUUCAGAGGAAUUUUGAGAAAAGCAUUUUGGCUGGGUGUUUAGUUUUCAUUUACAGAAAAUAUAGUCCAAAAUGGAGCAAACAUACAUUCAAUUUGAGUGCAGAUGCUGUAAUAUGCAAACAGUUUGUGUUAUUUAUAUCAGUAGCACUGAGGGACUGAUUCUAUUGUUAUUUAAUUAGAUUGUUAUUUAAUUAGAUAAACUACUGCCAAGCAGAACUAGAUCCUUUCAUGAUUCAAACAUAAAUUCCUCUGUAAACAGCUCUUUUUUUAGACAGCCCAGAUCCCAAUAAUAUGUAACCUUGCAGUCUACCUGUGGUUGAGAGGCAUGAUGUCAAGUGUGAGUUGUUCUUUUAUGCUUCUUUUAUAUGUUUGGCUAGAGGAUUUCCCAAACAUUGUGCUGUUCACCCAUGACCUCAAUUCUGGGUGUCAUCAGAAAGCGAUGUGAGCACCCACACAGAGGUGGGAAUUUAUGACGCGGGACUGGUGGGUCAGCCCAUGAUUAGUGUUCUCUAAGCGAUACCUGAGUGGGUUGUGCCCAGAGCAUUCCCUAGUGAAUUAAAAAUAACACCUGAGCUUGCUUUUUCUCCACUACUACUUAUCAUAUUGGAGAGGGUAACUGCAAAUCCCUGUGCUGGUUUGCUUUGGUAUUGGCUGCGUUAUUAGGAUAGUUGUAGAAUUAAUGAUAUGUUGCAUUAUGACACAGCAUAUACCUAUUUCUCCAUCUGUGUGUGGGUGUGUAGCACAUCACAGUAGUUAUUGGCACAUAAGUCCAAGAUAAAACACUAAAUGUAUCAUGCAAUUGGUCCAGAUUUAUGACCUUUUCAUGCAGGUGCUAUAGGCAUAUAAAGUUGUACUGGUACAAACAGAAAUCAGGCUUACUCUUUCCAGUGGAAGUCCCACUUGCAGAACAUCACACCAAGCUCUUAUCAGUCUAUGCUGAUCACUGUGACAUGCCGUGUGUAUGCAGCUGAGGCUGUCAGAUGUAAACUCAGAAGAACCACAGAGCCUCUUUCUCCUCUUGCACUGCUCUGCUCUCUUGAGUUACGCUCUUACCUCAUGUAUAUUGGUGCAGGUAGUGGAAUCACAGUCGUGGGUGCGAGCUGCCCCUGGAGCUGUUCCUAAUUUAGGCCUGAGCCAGCAAAGCACUUCUGCAUGUUUUAAAAUGUCCUGCAGGUCAAGAGAAACUUCCUUAUGCUCAAGUGCUUUGCUGACCUGUGACUUCAUUGUGAUCAGAAGGGAGAAUUGGGAUGCACUCAACCCUAUCCUCAUUCUUUUUAGACACUUGAAUAGGUUUGCAUAAUUUGGUUCAUAAGAAUGGAUUUCUGUUUGUAAGAGAAAAAAGAGUGUGUGUAUGUGUGUGUGUGUGUCUGUGUUUGUGUGUGGGAACUGUGUAGGUUUUUGUUGGGUUUCUCUUCCUUCACAAAAAAUUGCUCAAGAGUGGCACUGCUAUGAAUAUAAAGGCCUUUUGCAGCCAGUGUGAUACAAAGUCAUCACUUAUCUCUGUUUCUUUCAGUUGAAAGGUGAAACUAAAACAAGUCCAAUUUUCCACUGCAGUUCUGGUGAAGCUCUGCUUUUGACACCAGUGAAAGGAACUGGAUGACUGCAGGGAGAGGGUAGGAACCUGGAUGUGGGGGAAGGUGCUUUACAAGCAGACAUCACUGACUGGCAUUAUGUUGGUUAUAUGGAAGCCUGUGUGAAAUAACCUUGCUGAGUCUAAGACUAUUUGUAAUAACGUGUAUGUACAGUUGAACCUAGCAGCUUCUCAUAGUGGUUGUGUAAGAAAAAUUGCCCAACGAAUUUAAUCAGGAAUUGAAAUAGCAGAGGACAAUAAAACUGAUUCCUGUGCCAGGACAAAACAUGGCUUUAGAGCUCUAGCUGCUUGUGGGAUGGGGGAAAACCACUGUUCUGUAGACACCAAGUUUCUUUAUCAGCAGGCAGCCAUGAGAUUGAAUCAGUGAACUGAUGGGUCAAUAGUUUAGCUAAUGAAAAAGCCUGUGAGCUGGACUUUGCAUUGC